CAAGGACAGCUGCAUGGAGCUGGGGCCACCAGCACAGCCCCCAUGUCACACGUGUCAUUGUCCUGCAAGGACAGCUGCAUGGAGCUGGGGCCACCAGCACAGCCCCCAUGUCACACGUGUCACUGGGGGCUCCAGCACGGUCCCUCCUCACAGGUGUCACCAUCCUGCAAGGUCUGGGGGCUCCAGCACGGUCCCUCCUCACAGGUGUCAUUGUCCUGCAAGGUCUGGGGGCUCCAGCACGGCCCCUCCUCACAGGUGUCACUGUCCUGCAAGGUCUGGGGGCUCCAGCACAGCCCCUCCUCACAGGUGUCACCAUCCUGCAAGGUCUGGGGGCUCCAGCACGGUCCCUCCUCACAGGUGUCAUUGUCCUGCAAGGUCUGGGGGCUCCAGCACGGUCCCUCCUCACAGGUGUCAUUGUCCUGCAAGGUCUGGGGGCUCCAGCACGGCCCCUCCUCACAGGUGUCACCAUCCUGCAAGGUCUGGGGGCUCCAGCACGGUCCCUCCUCACAGGUGUCACUGUCCUGCAAGGUCUGGGGGCUCCAGCACAGUCCCUCCUCACAGGUGUCAUUGUCCUGCAAGGUCUGGGGGCUCCAGCACGGUCCCUCCUCACAGGUGUCACCAUCCUGCAAGGUCUGGGGGCUCCAGCACGGUCCCUCCUCACAGGUGUCACUGUCCUGCAAGGUCUGGGGGCUCCAGCACGGUCCCUCCUCACAGGUGUCACUGUCCUGCAAGGUCUGGGGGCUCCAGCACGGUCCCCCCCGCCCGCUGGCCGUUCCCAGGGCUGUUCCUCAGCAGCUCCGUGGCGGAGCCGGGCCGGGCGCUCAGGCCCUGACACGAGGGAUGAGCUCAGCCCUGACUAACGCCACUGCCAGAGUCAGCAGGAGAAAUCCCACAGCACACCCACCCCACGGGCCCCACCUGCCCUGCACUGAUGCCCAUUUAAGGAGCAGCAGGGCUGGAGCUGGAGUCAGCACUAGCGAGGAAUUAAUUCCACUCCAGCUGAUCCCUGGGGAGAUUGCGUGGGAUCCCGGGAAGCAGCUCCCUGGCACAGGCACAGAGCUGGGCACAGCCAUCCACCAGCCCAGGAACAGCCAGCAAACAGCCUGGGAGAAGCAGCUGGAGGAGUCUGGUUAGUCUGGAGAAGAAAAGACUGAAUAAAAAGCUGGAAAAAGGAGGGAACAAAGCGCUCCCUGUGCCCCCUGUUGCCAGGAGAAACGAAUGGGGUGGAAUUGCAGCAGGGGUUUGGACUCUGAGUGCAUUGUGGUGGAGGAAAGAACGGGAAUGGCUUGCCUGGGGACGUGUAAUGACACAGGUUUGGGAGAACAGGCCAGACAGGCGUCUGCCAGGGACAGGGGUGGGAUGGCCCCUGCCCUGCCCAGCUCUCCAGGAGCCUUUGUCACAAAAGCCAUUUUCCUCAGAGUGACAAAACUCCAGGGCAGGAGCGUGCGAGGUCAGCUCUUUGUGCAGCUCUGCACGUCACUCCCAGCACACAAACGGGGUCCCCAAGCUCUGCACAUCACUCCCAGCACACAAACGGGGUCCCCAGGCUCUGCACAUCACUCCCAGCACACAAACGGGGUCCCCAGGCUCUGUCACCCCAGCUCCCAGCACACAAACGGGGUCCCCAAGCUCUGCACGUCACUCCCAGCACACAAACGGGGUCCCCAAGCUCUGUCACCCCAGCUCCCAGCACACAAACAGGGUCCCCAAGCUCUGUCACCUCAGCUGUGCCUGUGUGCCAGGCAGCAGGGCAGGGUCUGCUGGGCAGCACCAGCCUCCCCUCUGCUCCCCCUCAGGUCAGACCCUUUGGGAUCCACCCCUAGGACCACCCUGAGCAGUUCUGGGGGCUCCAGGCCCCCCUGUGCCCGCCCCGAGGAGCUCAGUGCACCACGGGGUGAACAAUCUCAUUUAAAACUGCUUUUAACGAGCCAUUUAUCCAACUGAGAGGUUAAAAAUGAGCUCUGGGAGUGGGACCUGCCCUCACAGCUCCAACAGCUGAGCCUGCAUGGCGCUGGAAUAUUCC
This is a messenger RNA of Poecile atricapillus (Black-capped chickadee), 2023 nucleotides long. RefSeq lists its product as uncharacterized. The transcript has 2 exons. The record is from RefSeq and is a predicted model, not a curated record. Lineage: Eukaryota; Metazoa; Chordata; Aves; Passeriformes; Paridae. Bases 43 to 1134 code for a protein of 363 amino acids.